GCAAAAACAUGUUUAGGCACGGGCGGAGUAUACGAGAAAAAAUUUUCGCGUACAGCGACGUACACAACACAAGAAAUCGGUAACAUGUACUUUUCCGACGUGAAACCCGUGAUCAUACUGGAGCCGAAAAUGAGGAACAAAUCUGCGACAACAUCCAAAUCCAACCCCGCAGCGAAAAUUUCGCUGGCGUCCCCGGAUGAGCCGCGGCACGUAAUGCCGCAAGAACAGGCAACGGGGACGACGGCUCCAAAUGUUGUACCUGGCGGGAUGAACAGCAGUAAAAACGGAAGUUUGAUGCAAGUGCGUCAGAGCACUUCUUCUAGCCUCGUCAGUGCUCCUACUACACAGAAGGUGGUCUCUGCGUCCUCUACUUCGAGCAGGUCAUCUUCAGGUUCUUCGACACGACGAGGAGGUUCUGACGCAAAACCAAAACAAAAGAGCACUGGCGCUCCGUCACCGCGAGCAGGGGCGACGACAGCAGCACAACUACAUCUCGGUGCAAACAGUAAGAACAACCACUACUCGGUAGCAGCCGCAGCAGCAGCAAAUGCGACCUCCACCACGACCCGAGCGUUUUCUGCAACGACCGCGAAAGUAAGUAAUAGUGCCGGCACAACAUCAACUUCAGCAACUUCUUCAUCAUUUGUCCCAGGCGGCCGUGGCAGGCUGUAUCUCCAAGCGAACAAAAACGGGACACAGACGCCGGGAUUUGGACCCAGGCAGAUCAAUCACUGGACGGAUAAGGAUAAAAACACUUAUUCAACAAGUACAUCAGCAUCCAGUUCCACCACCAAUGGAGUAGCUGCGGCCGGCGAGAAGACCAAGGGGAACAACAACAAGCACAGUACUAGCAGCAACUCUUUAUCCCUUUCCAACUCUAGUUCCAGUACGAGCGUGGGCAGCAGUAGCGCUAGUGGGACGACGAGUUCGAGCUCGUCUUCUUCUAGUCGUGGUGGAGGGAAAACAAGUACUAGCAGUCAGCCGCAAGAAGCGACAAAGAAUAUGAACAUCUUCCUUCCUCCGGAGUUGUUUCAAAACGAAGAGUUGCUGAAAUACCGGCUCCCGCCGCCGACCUCCGCGGAAGCAUUGCGGAUCGACCAGCAAAGGCACGGGAACGUCCAGAACAGUGCGGUUUUGCUUUACUACGGCGAGUAUCAAAUGUAAAAAUGUCUGGGUCUGGAAGAAUGCAAGAUUUGUCAUGCAUAUUUCUCAUGACCCAUGAUGCAUGUAAUGCAUGACUUAGCAUCGCAGACUUUUAGAGGGCUUCCUAAUGCACCAUCCGCAUGAGAAAUGCCCUGUCCGUGUAGCACAGAUUAUACCAAUCUUGCUGGUCAUGCAAUACAAAUUUUUUUAGAGUGCAAAAACAGCAUGACAAGUUGCAAUCUUCCAGACCCAGACAUUUUUACAUUUGAUAGCGAGGACGGCACGGAUCCAGAUGGCGCAACAGGGGCGCAGGUCAAAGAAGAUGAAGAUGCGUCGGCAGUAGUAGAGCAGGGUGUACUAGUAGCUGCGGGUGGAGAUGAAGAGGAAGAGCAAGCGGAGUUUUACAGAAGUACCGAGAUGAUUGUAGAAGACGACGCAAUUAUGUCAAUGGAGAACGAAGAAGCGCGAUCAGGACCGCCAAUCCAAAACCCUAUUGGAGGCCCACCACUUGGCGCGGCCGCUUUGGAAGAUCCGAAAGCCGCACCCCCAGCACCCGCACAGGACGAUGAACUACAAGUAGACGAAAAGUUUCUCGAAGCGGAGGAGUUUGUGAAAGCUGCCCCGGAGAAGAUCGCCGAAUCGUAUCAAAUGCAGAAAUGUCUGGGUCUGGAAGAAUGCGCGAUUUGUCAUGCUGCUUUUCCAUGACCCGCCAUGAGGUCUGGAAUGCAGGACCUAGCAUGACAGAUUCUGCGAGACCUUUCUAAUGCCUAUCCUGCAUGAGAAACUACCUCCCGACUUGGUCAAAACUGGACGACUUUUGGCCAUCAUGCAACACAGAUUUUUGCAUGCUGCUGAUUUAGCAUGACAAGUUGCAAUCUUCCAGACCCAGACAUUUUUACAUUUGAUAAAUCGGUCGGAGUGACCACGAAAAUGAUCUUCGAAAGGAUAGAGGGCGGUGAGAACGGGUAUGGAUUGCAAAAAUGUCUGGGUCUGGAAGAAUCCGAAAUUUGUUAUGCUGUUUUUGCAUGACACAGAAUGUCUGUCAUGGAAGCCCUAGCAUCACAGAUUUUUAGAGGCCUUCCUGAUGCCUAUUCCGCAUGACAAAUGCCCUCCACGCGUAGCACAAACCGGACUCCUCUUGCUGGUCAUGCAAUACAGAAGUUUUUAGAGUCCAAAGUUAGCAUCACAAGUUCCAACCUUCCAGACCCAGACAUUUUUGCAGUCCAUAACGGGGACGAAGUUGCGAUUGCGGCGAACGUUGCAAUUGUGACCGAGGUAUGAACUGCAAAAGUAUCGUACUCGUAUAAAUGCAUUACAAAUUUUCUCAGCAUGAGAAAUAAAAUUUGUAAUGCUGAUUUUCGUCGACAAAGAAAUUUGUAAUGCAAGACCUGCAUUUAUACGAGUACGAUACUUUUGCACAGGAUACGAGGAGGAGGAUAACGAUAAGGAAAACGAUCACAGCAAAGAGGAGUUGGAUGAUGUUCUUGAGCAUCAAGAAAGUACUACAACUAAAGCUGCGAUGACGGUGAGUAGAAUGGCUGCGACGCAGGCGAAGGAAACGACGGGACUACAGCAGACCAUUCUGGAUGCAAGAGUAAACAGCUACUUCCGAGAACAAGAGGAAAUAGACGAGCAGGAAGAAAAGAGACGGCUGGAAGUUGCGGCCACGUAUUUUGAAGCAGCGGAAGAACAGAAUGUGGCAGCUGGGGCAGGAGCACCGGCUUCUCUUGCGGAACCCGAGAAGGAAAUCAACGUUUCAAAACUCGAUAAGGCAGGAGGUGCAAGACCAACGACGAACGCGGUUAAUUAUGCAGCAGUGGCUAGCAGCAACUUCGCACCAUUAGCAGUGGCUCCUCCUGCUUCUAACGCCCACAACGACCUUUCUGCAUCGUCCUCUGCGGCCACCGGUUCUACUUCCUUCAUGUUGCCAAAUGCCACUGCAACGUCUGUGGCCGCUACACAGCUGCUGGCGGCGCAGACAACGGCCGCAAACGCGGCGAUGACAUUCGCACCGGCAUCGCGCGUGAAUAAUAUGCAGAAAAACAAAUACAGCACUGCGUCGUCAGCAUCGAGCUCGAGCUCGAGACAAGCGGAGAAGGAGAAGAUUUAUGCAUUGCAAAAGUAUCGUACUUACUAGUAUAAAUCGCAUGACAAAUUUUAUCAGGAAGAAAAUUGGAAUUUGUAAUGCAGAUUUGGGUAGGAAACCAGAUUUGUCAUGCAUACCUGCAAUUCAUACGAGUGCGAUACUUUUGCACAGGAUAAGAUUAUCAUACCAGCGAGCGGCGUGAACGGGUCCAAGGAAAAGUCCGGGCUGCCGUAUCCACAGGAAAUUUCCCGUACACGUACAUAUGCAGUCUCUGCAUGACAAAACUUGCCUUCAAUCCUAGUCCAGCAUGACAAGUUGGACUCUGCAAUGUAGCGAAAUUUGUCAUGCAUUUUGUACAUGUACAGGAAAUUUACAUUGCAUAUGCGGCACAUCGAGAUUAUCCGAAACAGCAAAGUGUCGAUUGAAAAGUACUUGGCCUGGGAAAAGGACAACGCAAGAUUUCUCACAGUGAAGCUGCGGGAUCAGGAGAGUAUAGUGGAGGAGUGUUGUUGUAGCAGUCUUGUCCUCUUCCGAUAGUUUUCAUCAUCAUGAUAUUGAUUGUUGCCGUGCUGUCAUAUACGCAUUGUAGCUUGAGGCUCCACGAAAAAAGGAUCGCGACAUGAUCAUGAAAUCACAGUUCGCUACAACACGCUGGAGCAAGCGGAGCGUGCAAGGGAGGAACUUCGGGUGAACCUGUUCCGUUUCCUGGAUCCGGAACUGCCGCAGAGAGUGGACUUGAUCAAAGACUUGCAGAAGUCCUUCAACUCAUUGGCGGUGGAGUGCUCGCGCGGGCGGGCAGAAGCGAGCCGGUUACGGGAACUGUUACACGAGAGCCAGGUGGUGUAUCGGGCUCAGGAAGAGGAGGUCGAAAAGUUACGGGAGAACUUUGAUGUUCAGGUAUGGAGAAAAGUUUAGAAAUUUUUCUUACAGGUGCUAAAUCUUCAUCCCCGAGCCCGUCUUGUGAUGCACCGUGCCAUGAUAGGCAUGGUAAGUCUAACUAUGUGUAGUUGUUCAUUUGUCAAAAUAUGCAGAGAUGAAAUUCCCAUACUUCAUUUUUUUCAGAUCGCCUCCAUGGAGCAGCGUGUGGUUUCCCUGACCACUGUGAAUUCCGCCCUGCAAGCCAAAAUUGAGGCGCUGGUGGAGGCGCACAACAAGCAGCUAAAGGAGAUCGAGGAGAACGAGAAAUUGAAGCAGAAAGCGUUCCACAAGCAACUUGCCGAACAGAAGGCGUUCCUCGAACAGGAAAUUGCGAAGUCCAAAACUGCGUUUUUCGAGGAACAGAACAACUCGCAGGAGAAACUGCAGUUAGAAGAGACGAAGUGGAAACAGAAAAUCGCCGACAAGGACCACGAAAGACUGGGUGUAGAGCAAAAAUUAGAGGAAAAGGCGCAGGAAAUCGAGAAACUGAAAAUUCAAGUGGAGGAGGCGAAGGAGGCGAACCGCGAGGAGGUGGCGAAUUACGUGAUCGAAAGAGACACGCUGUCGGGAGAACUGCGGGAAUUCAUCCACGAACGGGAACAGUACCAAACCGAGAUCACGGUGUUGAAGCAGGACAUUGAAAGGAUGAAGAAAGAGCACGACGAGCUGCACACGGAGCACAUGAAGUUGGUCACGCUGGAGAAGUCCGAAACGGAAGAGAUGGAAGUAGAGAGGAAAAGGCUAUUAUGCAAGAAAAAAACUGUGUAAGUGUAACUUUGCCUUGCAGAUGUUGCAAUACAGUUACACUUGUCAUGCUGGGUAUGCAACAUCAGAGCGGAGGCUAUUUCAAUACGUGUUUUCGCGUACUGGUACUAGUUACGCAUGACAGGUUUUCUUUGUCAUGCAGAACAAAUCUGUGAUGCUGUUCCUGCAAAAAAGUUACACUUACUCACUUUUUUUCUUGGAUAGUUACGUGAUGACAGAAAAGCCGCGGAGGAGCAGGUUCGCUUCAUGGAGGACAGAAUGCGCUCGUUUGACCAGGAACGCCUCGUCAUGGCAGAAAAGGUAUUUUUAUCGAGCGAGAGAUGAUGCUGGCUCGUGUUUCGGAUCGCAGUAGUACUUCUAUUGUGCCUUCAAAGACAGCCCUGUCUUGAUUCUGUGCGCCGGCUUUUUUGCAUUUGGUUGAUUCUGGUUCAUUUUCGGUUUUGCAUUUCUACUACUCAUUCUGCAUCGAAAAUCAAAAUCCUAUGCAAUGAAUAAAAACCAAAAUUAUCAGCUCCAAGCUCUCGAGGUGGGGCGUGUAGAGCAAUCUAAGCGGGAGGAGCAUCACAUGGACAAGUUCGCUUCCACAGUCGGGGAACUCGAUACGAGGGUGCACAACUCACCCUCCCCCUCAUUUGUAUGGCACCAACAGCAAUACAAGCGUCGGCAAGAGUGCAGGCUUUGCGUGACAAAUUCACCCCGGAAGAUUGUAGUGCUGAUUGAGCAUCCAGAACUUGUCAUGCGAAAAGUGCCGAGAGGCAUGGGGCGCAUGUGGUUUUUUGCAUGACAAAUGAGGGGGAGGCGGAGUUGUGCACACUCAUACUCGAACGAGAACGGAUGGCGGCGGCUGAGCUGCGUGUGGUGCACAUAGCCAACGUUGAAUCGAUAAAAAGUUUGCAGAUCGAGAAGGCGGCAUUAGAGAAAAGCAACGAGAAAUUGGAAAAGGAAGCUGUUGCGUAUCGGGAAAACCAGGAGAAAGCGUAUUUUGUGGUUGUUUGAAUUGGUCGUGGUGCGGCGCAUUACUUCCCUCUACGCACGACGAGAUGAACAUGAGAGAGAUAAUGCGUGCCUUCUUUGCAGCGUUGCAUAGAAUACCGCAUUGAAGAUGCAGAUCGUAUUCAAUUAAAAAUCGCAGCUACUCCGACCUUUCCGCUUCCUACUCUGGUGCAGAAAAGACCAACGAGGAGCUGAAAGACCUGCUCACGAAGAUGCGACAGCUGAACAGCGAAGUCACUUCUACGUUGAAAGAAAGGGAGAACGAGAUCGAAAUUUUGAAGCGGGAUUUGGAGACGGAAAAAACCAACGCCCACGACUUGUCCAAUUCGGUGAAGCAGCAUUCCGCGGCGAUUCAGCAGCUGCGGGGGCAUUCGGUGAAGUUGCACGAGGAGAAAGAGACGGCGGUGGACGAAUUGAAGACCGAGAUCGACGCACUGACCAAAACACACACAGAAGAGGUGCGGGAGAUGCGAGAAGAUUUGCGGAAAAAAACCGAAGAAUACGCAAAGAAAAUCGGUAUUUUUUGACUUCUCACGUCGUUUUGAUGUUCUACAGUUUGAUCGUAAAAAAAGUGAAAUUGAGUUGUGUUAUACAGUAAUAAAUCCACCAUCACGUCACGUUCAUGCAGCUUAUUUGCAUUCAACACUGAAAUUAUACAGAAACGCUCGAAACCGAGAUAGACGGCCAGAGCUUGACAAUCAUGAAGAAGGGGGAUUCUCAUCUGGAAGCGCAGAGAAAAUGGGAGGAGACGCAGGAAAGGCUGGUUGCCGAGCGGGAUGACGCUAGGUAGAAGAAAUUCUGCUGUGGACUAUCUUCGUUCUUUCAACACGACCUUUCAUCGUCCACGUAUCAGCAUGUGCUUCUAGCAACGACGAGAUGUUGAUCCACUUCUAGGCUUCUACUAACAGUAGAAUCUCUAUCUCAUGGUGGAUCUCUAGGGUCGACAUGGUUAGAAUUAGAAAUAUCGUUGUCGUGAGGAAGAUGAUGCUUCUGCAAAUUAUGUUGGAGGUGGAUUGCACUGUUGAAAACAAAUUUGAAAAAUCACCCUACCAAAGGAAACUCGCGCACCAAGGCCAGGGCUACAAGUACGAACUAGAUAUGACAAGGCAGCAGCUGGCGGUAGCGGAGCAGCAAUUGGAAGACACACGGCAGCUCCUGCAGGAAAGAUCUCGAACAGACCAACUUCGGAAGUCAGCGAUCGGCGCUUUGCUGCAGACGGUGCAGAUGGACCAGAUGGUCGGCGCGAGCUCGAUGGGACAACAGGGCUCGCCAGCAGCGAAAAGCAGCAGUCCGGCAGCCAGUGGUAGCAAAACAGUAUCAUCUGCUUCAGCACAAGGAGCUCCUGGUGCAGUAUCUUCUACUUCCAACACCCACCUGGCGCACGAUGCUGUGAACAAAAUGCAGCAGCAAGUCGAGCAGGAGCUGGCCCAGAUUCCGGCGAUGCAGCAAGCGCUGCAAACAACAACUGCUGACCACCAGGCCGACUUCGCGAGUAACGCCAAUGAAGAAAUCACAGCAGCGACGGUCCUGAAGACCGGCGGACAAGUCACGACAACCGAUUUCAGCACCGUGAAAUCGUACCAGCAGGCCGCAGGGGCUGACAGCCAACAGAAUUCGAACUCCAUAUCCUGUGCAAAAGCAUCGUACUACCUAGUAUAAGUUGCAUUACAAAUUCGCUCAGCAUUACAAAUAAAACUUGUAAUGCUGUUUAGCAGCAAUUACUACGAGUACGAUACUUUUGCAGCGCAUACUCCAAUUCAAGCACGAAUUUGAUAACGCCGAUACAGUUGCACUACCCGGAGCGGGUUACAUUGCCGGUCAGCAGUUACCGUCCGGAAACACGGUCCACUUAUUCUCCCGUGAAGAAGCAGCAGGAGCUGAGAAGUGUGACAAGCCACCAGCAACAAGAGCAAGAAGGUUCUUUGCAUCAGCAUCCUUUCCCCGUGGCGAUUGUUUACAACAAUGGCGCCACUACAGCUGCUGGAGGACACAACUUUGCAACCCCCCAAGACGCACCGAUCACCGGGCACAACCUGCAGGGAAGCCUGCCCACGGUGGAGAUUUAUCACCAACAAACUCAUCUUCGUGGUCCGGGGUCAGCAACAGGCACAGUAGCUCCAGGCAGUACCACUUCAAGUUCCAGCACCGCGACACGGGUUAUGAACAACGGACCGUCCGGAAACAACGCCGAUUUUCACUUCUACUCCGGACCACCAGCGGGGCAUCAGCAGCAGGUUUUGUUACCGGACUCUGACCCGAAUCUGCUCCCCGCGGUAACGAUCAGCAGCAACUAUGGUCAACACGCUGGAACUCCGCAACAUCUGAUUACCGACAACAACUUCUCCCACCAGGCUUUCAAUCACACGCUCGACAGUCGCGGCAGUCCUGGUGUAAGUCUGGGCGGCCAGAAUUAUCCGCAUUCCAGGACGCCACCCAGAGGGAGGGGCAGGAGAAGACUUUCCCCCGGGCCGAGCUACGGCGCACCGUCGGGAGUAGUUACAGUGGACAAUGCGGACCACCUGACGUCUUCUUCCCACCACCAGCAAAGCGCUUUCGACAAUUCAUCGUCGGCCUUACAGAUGAAUCGUGGAGUUGUUGCAAAUAACAACUACCCGCUGCACGUCUUCCAGCAGCAACAAGACCAGCAGUACGACCGGAAUGUGUCAAAAGCGAUUUCCGAAGCGGAGACGAUCCUGACGAACCGGGAUUACGAGCACAACGUGCGACACGCGCACGACGACGCGCCGAGGCGGGUGUCGCAAUCUUCGGCUAUGCAUUGCAAAGUAUCGCUGCAAUCGCAUGAAUUGCAAUUGCGGUUACGCAUGACAAAUCUACUUUUCGUCCUCAAUUAGCAUGACAAAUUCUAUUUCUUCCUUUUGAAAAGAAUUGUACUUUAUUGCAAUUCCUACUAAACACGAUAUUUUUGCAACGCAUAGCGGUCAUGACACAGCAGUUACAGUACAACUCGGUGGACCAGGAUUUGCUUACCAGACUCCGCCAGGAGCGGCGAAAGUCGAUUGAGCGGGCGAUGAUGGGAUCGGCUUCUUCUGCGGGUAGCAGUGCGAAUCUGUCCGCCAGUUCCAAGGAGCGGCAGCUGCAGCAGUCGCAGGCAUUGAACUCUUCCGGUGCCGGUAGCAGUUCGGGCAUCUUUGACUCCGCUCCCGUGGAACCGCCGAGCAGCUUCUUCGAUUGGUUACCGGGAUUGUAGCUAAUUCGAAACUCGAGGUGGAGUUACCGCUGUUGAUGCCUCCACGAUUGGCGGAGCUGCAGUUUCGGUAUUCCAAGAAAGUUGAAGACUCAGAGAAAUUCGUUGUACCCGCAUGAUGAUCGCAAAAUAACAUCGAUCAUCAGUAGUUUCGAUGAGCUAGUUGUACCAAAUCAAAACAGAACCAACCGUAGGAAAAAUACUCGAUGCUGGCGAAGUGUUGAGCCUGAGCUUCUAUUUGAAUUUCGUGAGCUAGUAGUAGUUUCAUGCUAUCGCUUUCAAUUCUAUUUCUACCGCUCUUGAUACGAUUACGAACAAUACACACUCUAGCAGAUUACUAAAAAACAGAUACGCGGCAGAGGCUUCAAGUUGUUGCUUCUCCAGAAGCACUAUCUUAGCAAACGGGUUUCAUCAAAAUGUAUGUGGACUAAAAGCAGAAAGUUUGUACUGACAAAAUUAAACGGCCUCCAAAGUAAUGAAGAAUAAUUAGAGAUACUAACUAAGCUGAAAAAUAAGGUAAAGGUCUUAACAAAAACGAAAAGUACAGGACUACCGGCAACCUUUAAAACUAGAUGCAGUGAGAAGUAGAAGCCAGCAGUUCUUCGUCUAAAGCAUGGCUGCGGUAGUCACGUGACCAGCGAAAGAAAUCGUUGCGCAACGACGGCAGAAUCAGAAUUCCGACUCUCCUAGCUUGAACAAUAGCAAGACGAAUAUUCUUCACACCAAUGUUUCUUUCGAUUAUUGCACGAUAAGCGCACGACGGUGCAAAUAUUAGAAAUCAAACGAAACCUCCCAUAUGUUAUUUGAAAACUUUUGUGUGACAGUUUCCGUUUCCGUACGAUCAAUCUCCGCCGGUCCUCAGACCGACGGUGAUUCGACCAGUUUACUGAGCUACAAUUUGACAACUUGAGCUUACUAUUUGAUCGUUUACAGAAGUCUCACAAGAAACCAAGAGUAGUGUGUAUUUGUACAAUUAUCUCCCUAGAAUUUGCAAACGACCCGAGAUGUGUGCCCACAGCUGGUG
Messenger RNA from Amoebophrya sp. A120, 10134 nucleotides. The record is from the annotation of a GenBank genome assembly. NCBI's taxonomy places the organism in Eukaryota, Dinophyceae, Syndiniales, Amoebophryaceae.